AUGGACGUAGAUGGCGAGGGCGACGCCGAAGCCGACACUGAUGCCGAGGUAGAUGGGGAAGACGAUGAGGAUGCGGACGCGGAGGCAGAGGCGGAUGAGGCGGCUGGGGAGGCUGGAGAGGGGGAUAUGGACGAUGAAGAGGAGCCGGAGGAGGACGAAGAAGAGGAGGCUGACGAAAGUGAUGCCGAAGCAGAGGAUGCGGAUGGGGACGACGAUGACGAUGACGAAGGGGAUGAAGAGGAGGCCUCGCACGCUGACCUUUCAGCCUCGCCACGACGAUCUAGCGGUUCUCGAACCUCGCCCUUCCCCAAACGCUCUUCAUCACCCACCGUUCCCCCUCUCCCGCCUUACAAAAUUCGCCGAUCCCUCAUCAUCCCCGCCUACCCGUCCUCUGGACCCCCAACUUCCCUCUCCAUCGACGCCAUCGUCGCUAUCCCCAUCCCGUCCCCCAUCCACUGUCUCGCCGCCACAGCAUGUGCAUCCUACCUCCUCACGGGCUCGCAAGAGGGUGUCGUGCGCGCGUACGAUUUCUACGGGUCGGUGAACGGCAGUCAGGCAAUGACGGCGCAGCAGCGCGCGGUGGCGGGCGUAGGGAGGGGCUGGUGGGUGUCGGAUGUGGCUCCGGGGAUGGAUGGGAUGGGGACGGGGACUGGAGUGGGCGAGGCGGCGCAGGGUGGGGAGAGGAGGGCAGAGCCGGUGUAUAGUUUGGCGGUGGAAGGGGAUGGGCUGUGGGCUUUGACGGGUACGCAGUCCGGCCCAAUCAACAUGUACACCCUCCGUCAUUCCCCAGGCCACCUGGUCCAUUCGCUCAGGGGCCAUUCGAGCGUCGUCUCGUGUAUGGCGCUGACGACGGAUGAGAAGCGGCUUCUGAGCGGUUCAUGGGAUGGAUCUAUACGAGAAUGGGAUCUAAACACUGGCCAGACCUCCCGCGCCUACCCGACACAUGGCGCCCAGCUCUCAUCCCUCUCCCUCCGACCCUCCGGCUUCCUCCCUAGUCCAUCGCCUACGCCCCCUCGUUCCGCCCUUCCCCCUGAUGAAGAAGACGAGCCUAUGGCGGACAAACCACAAGUCUCGGUCGUGGUCGGACCGGACUUCUUCAAACCAAAGUCCAAGUCUGGGGGCGGAGGUGGAGGUGCGGAGACGGCAGGGUCUGUCACUGUCCAGGAGGACAAGCCCGCGCCGGCCCCGGCGUCGGCGCUCGGGCAAGAAGGGGAUGUGGAGAUGGGCGAAACCAGCGCAGGGGUAAACCUGAAAUCGACAUCCCGCGCAAGCUCAUACGAUGAUCUGUUCAACGACGAGGAUGCGGAGGGGGAGACGGUACCUCCAUCCGCGGUCCCCACUCAACCCGCUACGCCCCUCCCACAAUCCCUAGCCGCGCCUGCGCCCUCAUCAGCAUCCACAUUCACCGCCAAUGCCGGUGCCAGUGCCAAACCCAAUGCCACUGCCGGUCCAUCCCGUCCGCUCCCGUCUCUCGCCUUACCAGGCGUCCGAUCCCCUGCUCAAUCAACACCCCAAGUCCAGGCAUUGUCGCGCGGGAACGAAGGCGCCGCAGCGACCAUCCCCCUCCUGACUCCGACGACGUACAAGCAGUUCUCGGACGACGUGCUCUUGGCGAGUUUUAUGGAUGGGCAGGUGAUGCUCGUGGAUCGAAGAGUGCCGGAGUCAGGCGGGAGCAGACGCGGGGCAGCAGCGGGGAUGGGUAUGAGGGGCGUAGGGAGGCUGAUGGCGGGUGACAAGGCCCCCCCUUGGUGUAUGUCUGCGUGCUGGUCAGGCAACGGCAACCAGAUCCUCGCGGGCAGACGAAACGGUACGGUCGAUAUAUGGGACGUCCGCCGUUCUUCCUCUUCUACCGCCCCGAACCUCCUGCGCACGCUCAAGACCCCAGCGGAGAGCGGGGCGGUGAGCUGUUUGGUGGCAUUCCCGGAUGGACAGCAUGUUGCUACUGCGUCCCAAGAUAAUAUCAGGUUGUGGAAUACGGUCGAAUACUUUGAACCGGAAGAUUCCGCCAGAAAAGCAAAGUCAAGACCGCCAUUCAAGAUCGUGGCGGGACAUCAUGGGGGUACGGUGUCUGCCAUGCUGGUCGAUCCAACAUCGCGCUUCAUGACUGUCGCGAGUGGAGAUCGGGGAUGGGCGGGGGAGAGCACAAAGGUAGUACUGAUCCACGAGGUCAAGUGGUCUUAG
This is a messenger RNA of Dioszegia hungarica, 2181 nucleotides long. RefSeq names its product WD40-repeat-containing domain protein. Gene Ontology annotation, molecular function: transcription coregulator activity; TBP-class protein binding. Gene Ontology annotation, cellular component: SAGA complex. The record is from RefSeq and is a predicted model, not a curated record. The transcript is spliced from 11 exons. Gene Ontology annotation, biological process: regulation of transcription by RNA polymerase II; chromatin organization. NCBI's taxonomy places the organism in Eukaryota, Fungi, Basidiomycota, Tremellomycetes, Tremellales, Bulleribasidiaceae. Bases 1 to 2181 code for a protein of 726 amino acids.